GAAGGACCAAUCAAAUAACGUGUUUUAUGUGACUAUGAUGUUGGUAAAUGUCUACUUUAUUUUAACUUUUCGUCUGAGGAUUUGUAAGUGAACAAUAAUCAACAAAGGAAGAUUGUAGAAAAGCUGUAGAUUAAUUUCCUCGUCCAUACUAAAUAUAUAGUUAAUUACAUAAUGGAUGUAUUUCUAAUGAUUCGACGAAAGAAUAUGACGAUAUUUACUGAUGCAAAAGAUAAUACUACAGUUCUCGAACUUAAGAAAAUUAUAGAAGGUAUAUUAAAAAUAUCACCUGUGAAUCAGCAGCUUUUCAACAAAGAUAAUGUUGCAAUGACAGAUAGUAAAUUUUUAUCUGAUUAUGGAUUAACAUCUGCAACUGCCAAAGCACAGUGUCCUGCGUUAGUAGGAUUAGCUGUACGCCAAGAAAAUGGUCAAUUUGAACCUUUAGAGAUGACUCCAUUUUCAUUACCACCUGACCUACCAGAUGUGAUGAAAUCUCAAGAAUCCAAUAGCCAAGAUCAGUCGCCUUGAAAUAACGUUACUAUUGUGAAGAAGCAGAUGAUAAGGUGUUGAACUCAAUUCAAUUUUAUGAUUGUCAGAUAUUUUUAAAAAAGCUGACAGCUUAAACAAACAUAAUGUGAAUAUUAGAUACAUACAAGUUUAUAUAAAUAUUAAAAGUCUCAAAACUCUUUAACUUUCUUAGUGAAAGUACCAAGUAAAUACUGAUUAUUCGAUUUUUGUUCUUUUUUUUUCUGUAAGUGAUAAUCAAGUACUAUUUGUACUUGAAUACUUGACUGAAAAGGAUAAUAAAAUGUGAAGCUUCUAAUCCAUCACUUAAAUUGAUUUAUAAUCUUUUAUAGGUACUAAAAUAUUUCAACACUUUGUUAUUAAUGCUAAGAUGACCAAAUACCUCAGUCACAAAUAAUUUAUGAUUAUAGCUUAUAUCUUAUCUUACAGUGUUUUGUAAUAUUUUCAGUUUAUUUAUCUUUUAUUUGAAUACAUUUUGUUAGGUAUAAAUUGCUGAGAGUUAUUUUAUUAAGCUUGGAAUAUGAAAUAUUGCCUUGAAUUUUGUAAAAUGUGUAAAUGUCAUCUAUUAUUUAAUAUGCAAAAUUAAAAGAUACUGAUUGUAAAAACUAUGAACAUUAGGUUUUACUGUUAUGAAAUAGAAAUUUGAGAAUGUGAUAAAUUAUAAAUAGUGUAUGUAAUUUUAACAAAUUGACUGCUAUAUUAUACCAGGCAUAUGAUUUUAAGUAUAAAAUAUAAUACUUUUAUUCAUCAUAUUUUUUAUACCAUAACACCUUGUUAGAAUUUUAUUUACAUGUGCAUUAUUUAUUUCUACGAAAAAUAAUACACAUAUUUAUUAUGUAGGGUUAUAAAUUUAAAAAUGACAUACGGUUUAUGAAUACCUUACAUGUAUCCAUGCAGUACUUGAUAUGUAAAAUACUCUUAAGUAUCUUUCAGUAUCACCAUUAAAAUGUUUCACAUAUUAUGUAGAUAUAAAUUGCUUCAACUACAUUAUUAAUUUAAAAAAUCAAAUGUCAUUAUAUUCCAUAUUCUUGAUUUUAUCUAAAAAAGUUCAAUAUUAUAAGCCUUACUGAAGAAAUUUGAGAAACAUAAUAUCAAUAAUAUUUAUAAGUACAUAGUAGCAACAUAUAAUAAAUUUCCGUAUCUUAAAAUUGGAAAUAAUUAUUCAUGACAUAUAAAUGGGAGGAGUUAAAUUUUUAUUAAAUAUUGAUUACAUAUAAAGCAUGUCUUAUUUUAAACAUACUACAAUAUGAUUUGUAUACUUGAACUAGUUUUUGAUCUAAGCAAUUGUUAUGUUGUACUCUAUAAAGAAAAAACAGACACUAUUUAAUAUAUUUUUAGAACAUAA
Molecule: messenger RNA, 1867 nt
Organism: Osmia bicornis bicornis
Lineage: Eukaryota; Metazoa; Arthropoda; Insecta; Hymenoptera; Megachilidae
Gene: EloB
Product: elongin-B
Exons: 3
Coding region: 172-525 (117 amino acids)
Biological process (GO): transcription elongation by RNA polymerase II
Cellular component (GO): elongin complex; VCB complex
Molecular function (GO): protein binding
Source: RefSeq, a predicted model, not a curated record